Molecule: messenger RNA, 608 nt
Organism: Entrophospora candida
Lineage: Eukaryota; Fungi; Glomeromycota; Glomeromycetes; Entrophosporales; Entrophosporaceae
Source: the annotation of a GenBank genome assembly
ACUUUAAAGAUUUACAAAAGAAAGAGGAAGAACAAGGAUUUGAUAAUAAUUAUGAAACAAAAAAAAGAUCAAGCAAACAUCGACCAAUGGAAAUUACAUCCAAAAAAGCAGUUGGAAGAUUUCGUCAAGUUGUUGAACUUUCUAAUAAUAUCAAGAAAAAUCGAGAUCCAAGGUUUGACAAUUUAUCAGGAAAAUUUAAUGAAGAAUUAUUUGAAAAAUCUUAUGAAUUUAUAGAAGAAUAUAAAAAAUCAGAGAUUAAUGAAAUUUCUAAAAGAAUUGAAAAAGAAAAGGAUAUUGAAGAAAAACAAAAAUUACAACAAUUGUUAGAUAAAAUGAAGUCAAAAUUAAUUAAAGAACAAGAUCAUAGGUAUAAAAGGCAACUAAAGAAUGAGAGGAAGAAGAAAGAAUUAGAACUUGUUGGUAAAGGAAAGAAUCCUUAUUUCUUAAAAAGAUCCGAAGAAAAUAAAUUGGAAUUAAUUGAUAAAUAUAAAAAAAUUAAUAAUAAUAAAAAGAAAUUAGAUAACAUUAUUGAAAAACGUAGGAAAAAGAAUGCAUCAAAAGAAAUUAAGCAUUUACCUUUUAAGAAAAGACGAAAACUUGACAGAUGA